AGGGGUGUUUGCCUUUACAGAACAGAACAUUAUAAUUUAAAAGAUUCACCUUUCACCAAAUCCAACCCUUUAUUUGUCUUCAUUGCUGUGCCUCUUUCUUGCUAUGGCUAAUCUAGCUGUCACUGUUUUAUUUCAUAUAUUUGUUUCGUUCGAGUUCCAAGAAUGUCAUUGAAGCCUUCUUGCUUCAUACUUCUCUUUCAACCCAUUUCUCAUUCACCAGCGUAUGGCUGCCUUUGGAGAAUAUUCUGCCCAAUGUCCAACCCCGGAGAGGCCUAAACACAAACUUUCACAACAUGAGAAAAAACCACUUCCUGCAUACAUCUGUCAUGAUCCAAAAGGUCUUUCUUCACCCAAGCACAAGGUAGAGAAGAUUUCAUCAAAAAGUUUGUCUUCUUCUCCUCAACACAAAAGGGGUGGUUCUGCUUCUGAAAGAUCAAAUUCCAACUCACUGGUGUCUGCAGAUUCAAGAAGGGUAGGACCCUUGAUGGAUGAAGUUGCCAUUGGAGCAGUGAUUGCUGUCCUCAGUGGCUACAUAGGAAGAUAUGUGAAAGAUGAUAUUUUCAGGAAAACAAUCCGAGAGAAGUGUUGUUCUCUCUUGGACAGAAGGAGAAGAAAGGAUGCAGGUCAUGAGGUUUUUGUGAACAUGGAAUUGGGUAUGAAGAAAAUUGAUAGAUUAGUAGAAAGUCAAGGAACAAUGGAACAGGUGAGGAUGAUCAAAAGGUUAAGGAGUUCCAUUGAGCUUUUAAGCGUAGUUGCUACUUUGAAUUCUAAAACUUCCAGGGAUGCUUCAACUUGUGGCGUGCCAAAUUCACAUCUCUCAGCUUGUGCUCAACUAUACCUGGCUGUAGCUUACAAGCUGCAGAAAAAUGACAGGGUUUCCUCUAAGCAUUUACUGCAAGUCUUUUGUGAUUCUCCGAGUUUUGCUCGAACCUACUUGCUUCCUGACCUUUGGGAGCAUUUGUUUCUUCCCCAUCUUCUCCAUGUCAAAAUUUGGUACAACACUGGGCUUGAGUUCCUUUCAAACGAAGCUCAAGGUGAGAAGGAACGGAAAAUGAAGGUUCACAACAAAAUUUACAAUGAAAAGAUUGAUAGAGGGACCAUUCUGUUUGCUCAGUAUUACAAGCAAUGGCUUAAAGUAGGGGCCAGUGAACCACCUCUUCCUAAUGUUUCUUUGCCAUCAAGGCCAAGUUACAGAUUAUCAAGGUCUUCAGAUUCUUUUGUUUCAAAUUCCUCAGUCAACCAGAACUUAUUCAAGACAGUGUUCGGCUCCAAACUAGAGCAGCAACCUUUUAGCCUUGGCGACCCAAAUGGAGUGUUGAGAAUUACCACAGGCCUAGAGAUUGAUGAAAAGUUGUAUGAAGAUGAAUACAAAAGCAGUUCAGUUCAGAAAGACGAUAGGGUAUUUGUUGGAAGAUCAAGUCAAUUUGGCAAAAAUGAAGCUCAAUUAUGGCCAACGUCGCAGAGAUUGGACUAUUUUCAGUGUCUUUCUUGCAGGUUCAUACCAAAGGAAAGCUUUGAGAACAGCAACCGUAGACACAAGAAUGCUUCAGCUGUUCUUUCAAGAAACUUUGUUGGAGCUAUUACAACUAUAGGUUCAUCAGAUAUUCUAAGUGACUGUGAAUUUGCUAUUCGUGUGAUUACUAAAGCUUGGUUGAACUCUCCUGGUGAUCCACUAAUUCAAGAAGCACUGACACAGCCUAGUGUAGUUCAAGCUAUGCUUGAGGUGUUAUUUUCCUCAACUAAUGAUGAGAUUCUUGAAUUGAUCAUAUCAAUUUUAGCAGAAUUAAUAGGAAGGAAUGGUGCAAUCAAACAAAUUAUACUGAACUCUGAUCCUCAAUUAGAAAUAUUUGUGAGGCUUCUAAGAAGCACUAGUCUGUUUCUAAAGGCUGCAGUUCUACUUUAUCUAUCACAACCAAAGGCAAAGCAGAUGCUAUCUUCAGAAUGGGUGCCGUUAAUCCUUCGAGUGCUGGAAUUUGGAGACAAAUUGCAGACCCUCUUCACAGUACAAUGCAGUCCUCAAGAGGCAGCAUUUUAUGUUUUGGACCAACUUCUUACUGGUUUUGAUGAAGACAAGAACUUGGAAAAUGCCAGGCAAGUACUUUCACUUGGAGGAUUGACCCUGCUAAUGGCAAGGAUCGAAGGAGAGGUCCACGAGAGAAACAAUGCUGUUAUGAUAAUUUCAUGUUGCAUCCGCGCCGAAGGAAGCUGCAGAAAUUUCUUAGCUGACAACAUAAAUAAGACUUCAUUACUUGAACUCAUUGUUGUUGGAAGUAAACAAAAUUCCAGUAGCUAUGCCUUGUCUGUGCUGGCCGAGUUGCUCUGCCUUGAGAAAAGAACAAAGACUUUAAAUUUCUUAAGAGGACUUAAAGAUGGAUGGGGUGGCAUAAACGUAAUGCACGUUUUCUUCAUUUACCUUGAGAAGGCUCCACCUGAAGAACGCCCUAUAGUUGCAGUAAUAUUAUUGCUGCUUGAUCUUAUGGAAGAUCCUUUCAAGGGAAGCUUAUAUAGAUCAGAAGCAAUUCAGGCACUUGUAGCAGCUUUGAAUUGUCAAACAUGUAAUGAUAGAGUGCAACAGCAAUCAGCACGAGCUCUAUACCUAUUAGGAGGUCACUUUUCUCAUUCAGGGGAACCAUUAAUGGAAAAUUCUCUUUUAGAAAAAGCAGGUUUCAGAGAAAUUUGCUUCCAAGAUUCAUAUCCGGGCAAGGAAAAUGUUGUUUAUGAUUCAAUUCACAAGAAUGUGGAGGAAGAGGAAGAAGCAGAAAGUUGGCAAAAAAGAAAAGCCCUUGUCUUGUUCAACAAUGGAUAUAAGAAUUUGCUAUCAGCACUUGCAGAUACCAUAGCCAAUGGAAUCCCAUGUUUAGCACGAGCAGGUCUCAUAACUAUUUCAUGGAUGAGCAGCUUCCUCAAUUUAAUCGACGAUAGAAUGUUGCCACCAAUGGUAUUCUCAAUCUUAAGACCACAAUUACUACAAUCAUUGGAUUAUGAUAAAGAUGUUGAGGAAAGAGUGCUAGCAUCAUAUUCAUUGCUUUAUCUUGUCAAAUAUUCAGGAUGUGUCUCCGAUUUACCAUCAUUGGACAAAGACUCACUCACACAUCUCCGAAAUCUCUCCCUAGUGACUUGGACGGCCAACGAGCUCAUCGCAAUCUUCUCAAAAACAAGUUUGCCAUUGAGACGAUGAUUAGCAAGAAGCUUCAUCUUGUUGAAUCUUCCAAAGUUCUUUCUUUUUUAUUAUAUAUGUGAGAUUGUGCUAAUCCUUGUCCUGUAUAGUUGAUUAGCUUGAAAGGGAAUAUAUGUAUCAAAGGAAACGUAAUAUCUGCUUUAUUCAAUAUAGCUUAUGAUUUCACUUUCUGAGAA
Vigna radiata var. radiata (mung bean) is the source of this 3354-nucleotide messenger RNA. Its product is annotated as putative E3 ubiquitin-protein ligase LIN-1. The record is from RefSeq and is a predicted model, not a curated record. Lineage: Eukaryota; Viridiplantae; Streptophyta; Magnoliopsida; Fabales; Fabaceae. The transcript has 7 exons. The coding region runs from base 224 to 3178 and encodes 984 amino acids.